Messenger RNA from Echinops telfairi (small Madagascar hedgehog), 2577 nucleotides. RefSeq names its product kelch domain containing 7B (gene KLHDC7B). The transcript has 6 exons. The record is from RefSeq and is a predicted model, not a curated record. Gene Ontology annotation, molecular function: protein binding. The coding region runs from base 1 to 2577 and encodes 858 amino acids. Lineage: Eukaryota; Metazoa; Chordata; Mammalia; Afrosoricida; Tenrecidae.
AUGGCUCUAGGUGCCUCGGAGACUGAUGCCCCCCACUGGGGCUGGGACCUAGAUGGGGACGAGGACUGGGACAGCGCCGUACUGACCCUGCUGGCACUGGCUGUGGUGGUCGCCACGGCCCUGGCCCUACAUUGGUUUGGCUCCGGGCAGGACCAGGAGGCAGCUGGCCCAGUGUCUGCAACCCCCCAGACCCAGCCUCCUCAGGUGGGAGCAGAGCCAGCCCCUCACCCAAAGGCCAAGAUGAGUGAUGGUCCUGAGGAACCAGGGCUGGGGAAGUCAACGCUCCCAGCAUACAGCCAGGGUGCCCCCACUGUGACUGCAGGUGCUCGGGCCCAGGAGUCCCCUGGCAGGGGACACCCAGCCGCCUCAGCGGGGCCUGUGCCUCAGAUGCCUGGAAAGGCAGUCGGCACCGAGGACCGAGGACAGCUUCGCAGCAGGGGUGCCUUGGAAGACCCUGCAGACCCAGGAAGGCAGCCUCCAGGACCAAGCCCUGACCCCCUGGGAAGGAGCAAAGCAGGGGGCAUGUCCCGGCCCAUCCUGAUCCAUUUCACCCCUCGGGAUCCUGGCGGAGAGGUGGAGGCUGUCUGUCCCAAGGAGCCAGCGGCCCAGACCCCCAGCCACGCAUCUGAACCGGACACCAGCCCCUGGCUGCUAGGGGCAGGACCAUCUCGUCUACGGGGGAGAGGCCGGGGCAGCCGUCAGCGGAGGCAGGGGGACACGAGCUCAGGAGACAGACCCCGCUCACCCAGACCGGACCCAUUGCGGCUGGGUGCUGUGGGACCUGCUUCUCAGGAGCUGCCCGAGCCCAACACUGUGCAGGUUGGGUCCCUGGCCAAUGGCCUCAAGAAGGAUCAACCAGUCCCAGUCCUGGCUCUGGGCUUGGGGCCCAUAGCAGGGCAAGAGACUCCAGAGGAUCUCAAUGUGGCCAAGGCAGGGGCAAGUGCCCCUCAGGAUGCCCACACUCCCCGGAGCCUGGGGCUAGGCGAGGCAGAAAGGCAAGAGGGCCCCAGUCUUGGAGCAGGCCCAGGAGCUGGGCAGGCCCAGGGGGACGAGACCCGCAAGCAGGUCACCGGCAGCCAGGCUGUUGACCUGGGGCCGGGGCAGCCCCUGGAUGCAGAGAAGCCAGUCUCAGCCCUCUCGAGAGACCCAGACAUUGACCCCAACACUAACCACAACUGCAGUCCCAGCUGUAACCUCAAGCCCAACUUCAGCCCCAGCUGUAUCCCCAAGCCCAACUUUAGCCGCAGCUGUAACUCCAAGUCCCAAACCUGGCACAAUCCCAGCUCAAGCUCCAGUCCCAACCACAAUCCCAGCCCAGACUCCAACUUUAACUGUAACUUCAACCUCAACCUCAACCCCAGUCCCAGCACCAACCCCAACCCCAGCCCCUACACCUGCCCAGACUCCAACUUUAACCCCAACCUCAACCUCAACCCCAGUCCCAGUCCCAGCCCCAACACCAAUCCCAGCCUCUACACCUGCCCAGACUCCAACUUUAACCCCAGCCUCAGCCCCAGCCCCAAGUCCAGCUCCAACUCUCACCCCAGCCCCAGCUGGUUCAGUCAGGAGUUCUGCUGCUCGGGAGCCCAGGACGACUCUCUCCAAGGGCUCCCAGGGGAGGCAGGAAAGGCGCGGAGGGCCAGUGGGGCCGAGCACCGAGAGACCGGUCGAGGCUUCAGGGGUCUCCCAGACCCGCAGGGCCCGGGCCUCGCCAGGCCCAGGUGGAGCCGGCACGGAGGAGACAAGGCCGGGCUCACCUCCGCCUCGCGCAGCGGAGCCUCGGCCGACGCCCAGGCCCAGGAAGCGCAGCCUGUGCCCCUGCGGGGCUGCGGCCUGUGCACCAUGUACAAUUACUUGUUCUUGGCCGGCGGCGUCCGCGGCUCGGGCGCGCAGGCCGUCUGCUCCAAGGAGGUCUUCUGCUACAACCCGCUGACCGACAUCUGGAGCCAGGUGCGCCCCAUGCGGCAGGCCCGCGCGCAGCUCAAGCUGGUGGCCCUGGAUGGCCUGCUCUACGCCAUCGGGGGCGAAUGCCUCUACAGCAUGGAGCGCUACGACCCCCGCACGGACUCCUGGGCCCCGCGCGCGCCCCUGCCCGCGGGCACCUUCCCGGUGGCGCACGAGGCCGUGGCCUGCCGCGGGGACAUCUACGUCACCGGGGGCCACCUUUUCUACCGCCUGCUCAGGUACAGCCCCGCCAAGGACGCAUGGGACGAGUGCCCGUACAGCGCCAGCCACAGGCGCUCCAGCGACAUGGUGGCGCUGGGCGGCUUCCUGUACCGCUUCGACCUGCUGCGCGGCGUGGGUGCCGCUGUGAUGCGCUACAAUACGGUGACUGGCUCGUGGAGCCGCGCCGCCUCGCUGCCGCUGCCGGAGCCCGUGCCCCUGCGCUGCGCCGCACUGGGUAGCACCAUCUACUGCCUCAACCACCAGGUCACCGCCACCUUCACCGUCUCCGACGCCACCGCGCAGUUCGAGGCCCAGGAGAUGCAGCCCUGUCCUGCGGGGAGCAGGGGCAUCCUCUGCCCCUUCGUCCUGACCCUGCCCGCCACCGCCGACCCACUGCAGACUGCAAUUUGA